CAGAGAAACUGUAUAAUGACUUCAUCCUUCGGUUUGGUUUCCCUGCUCAUAUACUACAUGAUCAAGGUAGAGAAUUUGAAAACAAUAUAUUCCAUCAGUUAGAAAAGCUCACUGGAAUUCGUCGACGUCGAACAACACCUUACCAUCCUCAGGCCAACGGCAAGGCUGAACGAUUCAAUCGAACGUUACUGGCUAUGUUAAGGACUUUACCAGAAAAUCAGAAAAGCAAAUGGCUUAUGUCGGUAAAUAAUGUCGUUCAUGCAUACAGUUGCACAGUGAAGAGUGCUACCGGGUUCUCGCCAUUCUUUUUACUAUUCGGCCGCCCUCCACGGUUACCAAUAGAUCUCCUCUUCGGACUAUCACCUACUACAACCACUGGAAACCACACACAGUAUGUGAAACGAUGGAAGGGAGCAAUGAAAGAAGCUUAUGCGAAGGCGACGGAAAACAGCAGAAAGUCUGCAGAAAUAGGGAAGAAGCACUACGACAAGAAGAUUCGUUAUACAGAAUUAAAGCCUGCAGGAGACCGAGUCCUGGUACGAAAUCUCUCUGAACGUGGUGGGCCUGGGAAACUCCGGUCCCACUGGGAAGAUCAGAUUCACGUGGUGGUGGAAAGGAAAGGAAAGGAGAAAUGCCAGUAUUCGUGGUUAAACCUGAGGGCCUAG
Molecule: messenger RNA, 665 nt
Organism: Paramuricea clavata
Lineage: Eukaryota; Metazoa; Cnidaria; Anthozoa; Malacalcyonacea; Plexauridae
Source: the annotation of a GenBank genome assembly